CCGGCCCCGCAUGACGCUGACAUCAGUCCCGGCAUCCCACCCGCAUCCCGCCCGCAUCCCCCGCCAUGGCGGCCAGCCCGGCCUACGGGGAGGACAAGGGGGGGGCCUCCAGCCUGGGCGAGCCCGAGUACGGCCACGACCCCGCCAGCGGCGGCAUCUUCUCCUCCGACUACAAGAGACACGAUGACCUCAAGGAGAUGCUUGAUAGCAACAAGGAUUCGCUCAAGCUGGAGGCCAUGAAGAGGAUUGUGGCGAUGAUCGCCCGGGGUAAAAACGCCUCUGACCUCUUCCCAGCCGUGGUGAAAAAUGUUGCCUGCAAGAACAUUGAGGUGAAGAAGCUGGUGUAUGUCUACCUGGUGCGCUAUGCAGAGGAGCAGCAGGAUCUGGCCUUGCUCUCCAUCUCCACCUUCCAGCGAGGACUUAAGGAUCCCAACCAGCUGAUCCGUGCCAGUGCCCUGCGGGUCCUCUCCAGCAUCCGCGUGCCCAUCAUUGUGCCCAUCAUGAUGCUGGCCAUCAAGGAGGCAGCCUCGGACAUGUCCCCCUAUGUGCGCAAGACGGCCGCCCAUGCCAUCCCCAAGCUGUACAGCCUCGACUCGGACCAGAAGGACCAGCUCAUCGAAGUGAUCGAGAAGCUGCUGGCAGACAAGACCACACUGGUGGCCGGCAGUGUGGUGAUGGCCUUUGAGGAGGUGUGCCCGGAGCGCAUUGACCUCAUCCACAAGAACUACCGCAAGCUCUGCAACCUGCUCAUCGACGUGGAGGAGUGGGGACAGGUGGUCAUCAUCAACAUGCUCACCCGCUACGCACGCACCCAGUUUCUCAGCCCCAACCAGAAUGAGUCCUUGCUGGAGGAGAGUGCAGAGAAAGCUUUCUAUGGCUCUGAGGAGGAGGACACCAAGGAUCCCAAGGCAGAGGCAGCCUCAUUGGCCAAGCGCAAGCCCUAUGUCAUGGACCCUGACCACCGCCUGCUCCUGCGCAACACCAAACCCCUGCUGCAGAGCCGCAAUGCUGCGGUGGUGAUGGCCGUGGCACAGCUCUACUUCCACCUGGCACCCAAGGCAGAGGUUGGGGUCAUUGCCAAGGCGCUGGUGCGGCUCCUGCGGAGUCACAGCGAGGUGCAGUAUGUCGUGCUGCAGAACGUGGCCACCAUGUCCAUCAAACGGCGGGGGAUGUUUGAGCCGUACCUGAAGAGCUUUUACAUCCGCUCCACAGACCCCACACAGAUCAAGAUCCUCAAGCUGGAGGUCCUCACCAACCUGGCCAAUGAGACCAACAUUUCCACUAUCCUGCGGGAGUUCCAGACCUACAUCCGCAGCAUGGACAAGGACUUUGUGGCAGCCACCAUCCAAGCCAUCGGGCGCUGUGCCACCAACAUCGGGAAGGUGCGGGACACCUGCCUCAAUGGCCUGGUCCAGCUCCUCUCCAACCGGGAUGAGCUGGUGGUGGCUGAAUCCGUGGUGGUCAUCAAAAAGCUGCUGCAGAUGCAGCCGGCGCAGCACAGCGAGAUCAUCAAGCACAUGGCCAAGCUCACCGACAACAUCCAGGUGCCGAUGGCGCGGGCCAGCAUCCUGUGGCUCAUCGGCGAGUACUGCGAGCAUGUGCCCAAGAUUGCACCCGAUGUGCUGCGCAAGAUGGCCAAGUCCUUCACCAAUGAGGAGGACAUCGUCAAGUUGCAGGUCAUCAACCUGGCAGCUAAGCUCUACCUGACCAACUCCAAGCAGAGCAAGCUGCUGACCCAGUAUGUCCUCAACUUGGCAAAAUAUGACCAGAACUACGACAUCCGCGACCGGGCCCGCUUCAUCCGCCAGCUCAUCGUGCCCACUGAGAAGAGCGGGGCCCUCAACAAAUACGCCAAGAAGCUCUUCCUGGCUCAAAAGCCUGCUCCCAUCUUGGAGUCCUCCUUCAAAGAUCGGGACCAUUUCCAGCUGGGCUCCCUGUCCCACCUGCUCAAUGCCAAGGCUGUGGGUUACCAGGAGCUGCCUGACUGGCCGGACGAGGCCCCUGACCCCUCUGUGAGGAACGUGGAGGUUCCGGAGUGGACCAAGUGCACCAGCCGGGAGAAGAGGAAGGAGAAGGCGGAGAAACCUUUCUACUCCGACUCAGAUGGGGAGUCGGGGCCCACGGAGUCGGCUGACAGUGAGCCUGAGUCUGUCAGUGAGGACAGUGGCAGCUCCAGCAGCUCCAGCUCCAGCUCCGGCAGCGAGGAGGAGGAGGAGGAAGAGGAGGAGGAGGAAGGCAGCGGGGAGCAGUCUGAGGACAAGGAGGAGGAAGAGGAGAAGAGGCCGAAGAGGAAGGAGAAAGAAGGCUCCCGGAAGGCAGCCGCGGGGAGUGCGGGCAGCCCCAGCGAGGAUGAGGAAGAAGAGGGGACAAAGAAGGAUAAGAAGAAGAAGGCAGCUCCGGGGAGGAAGGGCCAUGCCGAGACCUCAUCAGAGGAGGCCAGCACGUCCGAGAGCAGCUCCUCAGGCUCCGAGUCAGGCUCCGAGGCAGAUGCCAAGCGGAGGAAGGCGCCCCCCAGAAGCAGGGCCGGCCCCAAGGAGAUCUCCCUGCUUGACCUGGAUGAUUUCACCCCUCCUCCUCCCCAGCCCAUCCCCUCCAGCAGCGUCAUCUCCACCAGUCUGGUGACUGACCUGGAGGGCCUCACGCUCACGGACACCUCCCUGACACCUACUCUGCUGAGCCCAGCGUUCGGUGCGGUGAGGACCUACGAGCUGCUGCACCGCAUGGCAGGCGAGGGGCUCUCGGUGGAGUACUGCUUCAGCCGCCGGCCCUUCCCGGGGGACCCCCACAUGGUGGCUGUCCACAUCCAGAUCUCCAACAACACUGAUGCCGAGGUGAAGAGCCUGCGGGUCAGUGAGCCCAAGCUGCUCUCUGGGAUGAGGAUCAAGGAGUUCCCGGAGAUAGAGCGCCUCGCACCUGGGGACACGGCCAACGUGGUGAUGGGCAUUGACUUCUGUGACUCCACACAGGCAGCCAACUUCCAGCUGUGCACCCACACGCGCCACUUCUACGUCUCCAUCCAGCCGCCCGUGGGGGAGCUCAUGGCCCCCGUCUUCAUGAGCGAGAAUGAAUUCAAGAAGGAGCAGGGGAAGCUGACAGGCAUGAGCGAGAUCACGGAGAAGCUGACACUGCCUGAGAAGUGCCGGAGUGACCACGCCAUCGUCCAGCAAGUGACCUCAGCUGCCAACGUGGGCCGUGUGCCCUGCGGUGCCAACAAUGAGUACAGGUUCGCAGCCAAGACGAUGACGAGUGGGAGCCUCGUGCUCAUCACCCUGGAGCGAUGGGAGGGUGCUGCGGCCCAGCUGACAGUCAACAGUGAGAAGAUGGUUAUCGGCACCAUGCUGGUGAAGGACAUCAUCCAGGCCCUGGCACAGUGACUGCCAGGCCCUGCCCUCCCACCCUGCUCUGCCCCACACCACUCCCCAAAACACUCCCUGCCCCAAUUCCUGCUGGGUUAUUCCCUGCUCCAAUCCCUGGAGGGCCAGCAGGCAGUGACCACUGGGUCAGCUUCACUGCUGGGAGGAAGGAGCCAUAUGGGGCAUACAGGAUGCAGGAUGAUGUCCCACUCAGAAGGAUGGUGGUGGCUCCAGCCCCCGUGGAAGCACAGCGUGCCUCCAGCCCCCAGUCCCUCUCCCCAUCUCCCAGUGCAACCCCUAUUUAUUAUGGCCAUGACCUCCCAAUAAAG
Messenger RNA from Melopsittacus undulatus (budgerigar), 3682 nucleotides. RefSeq names its product adaptor related protein complex 3 subunit beta 2 (gene AP3B2). Bases 66 to 3374 code for a protein of 1102 amino acids. Gene Ontology annotation, cellular component: membrane coat; AP-3 adaptor complex. Lineage: Eukaryota; Metazoa; Chordata; Aves; Psittaciformes; Psittaculidae. The transcript has 27 exons. Gene Ontology annotation, biological process: anterograde synaptic vesicle transport; vesicle-mediated transport; intracellular protein transport. The record is from RefSeq and is a predicted model, not a curated record.